Porites evermanni is the source of this 2216-nucleotide messenger RNA. Lineage: Eukaryota; Metazoa; Cnidaria; Anthozoa; Scleractinia; Poritidae. The record is from the annotation of a GenBank genome assembly.
AUGCAAAGAUUCCUCCAUGCACCAAAGGAGAAGCUGACUGCUACAACUACGGUGAAAGUGAACAGUGUUCUCAAUGCUUCUCAGGUAAAACUGAAUGCUCAGCUUAAUGGAUCAAUUUAGGUUCCUGGGAAACUACCCACCUACCCCUCCCCUAAGUCAACAUUUUGCCCUAAGUGAGAAGCAAUGUUAAUGUUAGCUUAGGGAAGGGGUAGAUGGGUAGUUUCUCUGAAACUUUAUUUUAUAAUCAUAUGUAUGCAUUAUUUUUAGCUCUGAAUUAAGUCCAAGCUUAGCAUUAACAUCCUAAUGCACGAGUUUUAAGGCCUAAUAUCACUUCAAAUGCAGUGAGGGAUCUGAUUUAAGUACCGUAACCAUAGAAACGGUUAAAAAAAACUUGUUAUCCUCUGUCCCUCUUACUUCAAUUCUGAGGGCUUGUCACUACAAAACAAUAGAGCGAGGCUUCGAUCAAAAUAAAAUCAAAAAGUGAGAGAAAUCUUUCGAAGAUUUUUAGAAUUAACAGCAGCGUGAAUGUUGUCAGAAUUUCGCUAAAUUUUGUCAGCACACCUUAUCCAAAUGAGGUUCACAUAACUUUUCACGGUCGAAAACGCUCUCGGAAAGAAAAAAGGGGAACACAUCUUCGUGUGUCCUAAUUUUUCCUAUAAGAAGGACACAAGGGAUAUUAUUUCUGUGCUUGACAGUGUUAAGAAAAGGCGUUCAUUCUAUAAAUAUCACUUAAACUUAGCUGACCAUAGAUAAUUAAGGGUGAGACUAUCAAUUCUCUCCUUACUAUCUUGUGAAGGUAAUUAUCUAGUCUCCCAAAUUAUCCACAUCUAUUCACGUAUGAACAGAGCCGAAGAGCAUAUUCUUUAACUUCCACAGCUUACUCUAGGUUUGUCACAAAACUAUGUGUCGCAACAUGCGAGAGGUAAACCUGUGAGCAAGUUCUCUAAUGAUGAAUAGGGCGCUGAAAUGUGAAGGAAGCAGAGACCGAAAGGGAGACAAGAUUCUCUUAGUCGCUUUAUAACAUAAAAGCAAUAAGUCCACUGACCAAUUGCACCCCAGACGCACUUGGACGUAAAAAGCGCUUUGAAGCGAAUGGUGGAAAGUCACUAAUAUAUUCAGUAUAUUACUAUACUUAUUUGCAGAAGUUAAAGUGGGAAAGAUGCAAAAAACUUAUAUCUGGAGAAGAAAAACUGAAAAAGCGUCCAAUCGUGUGGAAUGACGCAUAUAUUCGUGACAAGUAUCACCCUGAUGAAGAUUGCGCGCAUGUCUUAGAGACGCGCUUUGUUCAUCCUCCAGUUUCAAAAGAGGAAAAGCAGUUACCCAUCGCUUUUGGACUCACUAUUCACAGAAGUGCACGUCUGUUUGAACGUAUUCUACGCGCUAUUUACAUGCCAAACAAUGUCUACUGCAUUCAUGUCGACAAAAAGUCCUCAUCGGUUUUCCGUGAAGCAAUACAGGCCAUUAUCCGGUGUCUUUCAAACGUUUUUAUCGCAGCAAACAGUGUUGACGUCACCUGGGGACAUAUCACUGUAGUUCAAGCUCAAUUCAGUUGCAUGGAAGAGCUUUUGAAAUCGACCGUUAAAUGGAAGUAUUACAUCAGUUUAGUUGGGCAAGAUUUCCCACUUUAUGAUAACAAGCAAAUUGUACGAGCAUUACAUGGUCUUAAUAACACCAACAACAUAGAAAGUUUUCCUGUGUCUAACGAAUUUUUGGGUCGCACUAAAUUUGUUCACCUAUUAAAAGCCCGCCAGAUUUACAGAACGGAAACACCAAAAGGGCCGCCACCACACAACAUUUCAGUCUAUAAAGGAUCUACUUUUAUCAUUGCUAUACGAGAGUUUGUCGAGUUUGUUCUUUGCAACCAAAUAGGAAAAGACUUCUAUGAAUUCUUAAGGAAUGCUGAAGUUCCAGAUGAAGCGAUAUACUCAUCUUUACAAAGGCAUCCACAAGCUCCAGGCGGAAUCAACGGAAACCAACCAAAGUGGAUAGCUCGUGUUUUACUCUGGGCUACCGAAGAUACUCUUGACGUUUGCCAUGGAAUUUGGAUACGGCACGUGUGUUGGAUUUCCUUAGAAGAUUUGAGAUGGGUGCUCGGGGGAAGAGAGAAAAAACAACUAUUUGUUAAUAAAAUUCCAUUUGACUUCAGUGAGGAAUUAAUAGAGUGUAUUCUUCUGGCAAGACAAGGAAGGGAAUACGCCACUACUGUGUGGAAAUAG